AGUGUUUUGACAGAUGUAAUUGUUAUAUUGUAUAAAUUAUUUACAAAAUGUUUCGUGUGGGGCAGAGAUUUUUUUGUAGUAAUCAUCAACUAAGUAAUUAUUUUUCUUCUGAUUACUUAUAUACCGAAGAGAAUGUAAAAAAAACUGCAGCAAAAUUUGCAAGUAUGAAGCCAAUUCGAUUUAAUACCAAAGAGCCUCCAAUGAGGGCAGCUGUAUUAAUUCCACUUUGCGAAGUUGACGGCAAGGUGUCGUUACUGUAUACUUUAAGAGCGGCGCAUUUAAAAAAUCAUCGAGGCCAAGUCAGCUUUCCUGGUGGCAAGCAAGAUGAGAUGGACAAAAGCUUAGAGGAAACAGCUCUUAGAGAAACACAAGAGGAAUUAGGAAUACGUCCCGACGAUGUAGAACUGUGGGGUAGUGGUAAUUUAAUAGUUACUAGGGGAGAGACCUGUGUAUUACCAGUUAUAGGAAGAGUAGUGAAACCAUUAUCAGCUGACAAAUUAAAAGUGAAUCCUACAGAAGUGGAAGAAGUGUUUACAGUGUGUUUAGAAGAUCUGUGCAAACCAGAAUAUUUAGGUCAUACACAAUUCAGAAAACGUUCCUCGCUUCCUGUAUUUUUAGCAGGGAAACGAAGAGUAUGGGGUCUAACUGCCCUAAUAACAAACAUGUUCCUUACCGCACUUUUACCUCCUAAAGCCUAUUCACAUAGAAUUAAAUAUGUAUCUACUGUUAAAUUAAUAGAGCCCAAAGCAAUGUCUACCUGAUUUUGUAAAAUAAUUUUAAACCAAAAACUAUGUAAAUUUUUAUUUAUACAUUGAAACAAAGUGUACUUUGUUACUGUAAGAAUGUUAUUUAUUUGUUGACUGUUAUGUAAUUGAUUGUGAUAUGAAAAAGUUAUUACAAAAUUGCCAAAAACUUGUCACCAAACACAAAGCUUACCUUUGCUGGUUAACACAGGCAAAUAUAUAUAUAUAUAUUUUGUAUUUCGUAGUAGUUUUACAAUAUAAAUUACAGCAAUCAAUUUG
Diabrotica balteata is the source of this 1022-nucleotide messenger RNA. NCBI's taxonomy places the organism in Eukaryota, Metazoa, Arthropoda, Insecta, Coleoptera, Chrysomelidae. The record is from the annotation of a GenBank genome assembly.